AUGGAUUGUGUGCUUGUUUUAACACUUGCAACUGGUGGUCAAUUAAAAUAUCCAUUACGAUUUGUUAAACUUGAUACACCACCAGAUGAUGAAAUUACACUUGAAGCUGUUGGUCUUAAUAAAGUAUCUACUAUUGGUUUUCGUUUAUAUAGUCCACUAGAUUCGCCAAUUCCAUUUGAAGCUUAUUUUACAUCAAAUAGUGAUCGAGCAUUUAAUAUAACACCAAAUUGUGGUGAAUUAUUACCAGCAAGUUCAAAUGGUACUUUAUUAAAAAUAUCAUUUUGUCCAACUGUUUAUGGACGAACGUUCAAUGGCUUAUUAAUUGUGAAUGCACAAGAACAUCAAUGGAAAUAUGUUGUUCAUGGUGUAUUACCACAUUAUGAACCACCAAAAAAUCGUUCAAGCUUACCAUCUGUUAAUAGUGAUGAAUAUGCUAGUCGACGAGCAGAAGCUAAGAAACGAAAUUUUAUUCUUGAAAAUCUUCAACUUCAUCAAACAGCUAUCUCAUCACCAAUAAAAGGUGCAUCUGUGUUAACAAAACCAAACGAAACAACCAGUGUUUGA
Rotaria sp. Silwood2 is the source of this 564-nucleotide messenger RNA. Lineage: Eukaryota; Metazoa; Rotifera; Eurotatoria; Philodinida; Philodinidae. The record is from the annotation of a GenBank genome assembly.